GAUCAGCAACAUCAAAGUUCACACCAAGGACAAACUGUUUAAUAAUUAUCAAGUUAUCAUCCUCAACCGCAGCAUUCCUCUCAACACCAAGACAAGCAACAAAUCGAAGAAUGUCCCGUGGCGUCGUUUUGGAUCACCAUGCAUAUGAUCAUGGGAAUCCGCGUAACCAAAGUCCCUUCAGGGGAGAAGAUCAGCCGCAUCAAGGCUCGGGACCUGCCUAUACCGAUCCAUAUGACCCUAUUCCUGAUAUUCGAUCUCAAACUCCGUAUGCGAGCUCCUCAACCUCUUCAUCCCAACUUACAACGCCAGCUCACCAACCUCAACCUGAAUACACUGGAAAGCAUGUGGGAACCACUCAAUACACAAAUUUUGGUGCGACGCAUUCCCUUUCAAUCUCUCCUCACACUUUCGAUGCAACACGUAUUCCACCUCCGUCCGCUAAAAUGAUAUCACAUUACCACUUCCUCUUUCAUCAUAAUAAUGAAAGAGACACAGUUUACAGUCUUAAUUCCAAUUUAAAGCCAGAUUAUCAUUAUCCAAAAACCAUCACUUUCACCAGAAUAGACGAGCCCAGUGCACGUACAAGCGCGAGGUACAAUCAAGCGAGUGAUGGGCGUACAAAAGAUGAUGAGAGAAGAAAAAUAGAAACUAGAAAGGCAGCCAUCAAUGGGGGAAGUCGAUUAGUUGGAAACAUAUAUGGAAUAGAAGAAAGAGAAAGACGCUAUCAGAAGAGCAAAUCAAGAAGCGAGUGACAGACAAGGUGAACGGAUGUCAGGUUAUGAAUAUUGAUUAGAACGGUUAGGAAUUAUGGUAAAGCAGUUUGCUUAUAAUGGGAUCAUAGAUAUUACUUGGAUUUAGAAGUCAAAAAUCGAUGGUAUGACA
Botrytis cinerea B05.10 is the source of this 882-nucleotide messenger RNA. RefSeq lists its product as hypothetical. The transcript has 2 exons. The record is from RefSeq and is a predicted model, not a curated record. NCBI's taxonomy places the organism in Eukaryota, Fungi, Ascomycota, Leotiomycetes, Helotiales, Sclerotiniaceae. The coding region runs from base 111 to 752 and encodes 213 amino acids.